AUGGAAGCGAUGGAUGAGGAUACGCCGGCCUUCUUCUGGGACGCCGCCCGCUUCGUGGCCAUCAACAAAGAGCUCUACACGUCGAAAAGCGAGGCUCGGGCCGCCGAGGUGCUGGCGCAUGUCGCCAACGUGGACAUCGAGACCGUCGACCCGGAGGCCAUCAUCGACGCGAAGGACCUGAUCCUGCUGGCCAUGCGGACGAUCGGCGCCGAAGGACUGCUCGCGCGUCAUCAAAUGGAGCUUCUGAGCGCGUUGAGCAAGCUGCCGGCGGCGUUCGUCGACGUGAUGGCCGCCUUCUUCGUCAACGCGCAUGCGGCCCGCCAGAUGAUCCCGCUCGGCGCGCUGGCCGUCGCCAUCGCCUUCGCGCGCCGCGUCCAGGAGGAGGAGUGCGCGGAGAAGAUCGCGGAGUUGCUGGGCCCGAUCGCGCAAGUGCCCGAGCUCCACCACGAAAUGAUGCACCAGCUCGCCAACACGCGCAACGCCGAGCGCCGCUUCCGCGUGUAUGAGGUGCAACUCGCGGCCUGCCGUGCCUCCAACGUCUACCCAGCCAUGGCCGAAUACAUGCAGCACAUAAUAAAGGAACUCGAAGGCGACGACGUGCUCACGCAGCUCACCACCAUGGACUUCCUCACGUCAAUCGCAAUGACAGGGCCGCUGGGAGGCCGGCUCUUGAAGGAGUCCGAUGCGUCGACCGUCGUCUACAAGCUGCUGCUCGCCUCCAAGGAGUCACCCGACGGCGGAUUUGUGUAUCCAGGUUGCGUGCAGUACUUCGGGCAGCUCGGGCGCAUCUCCCCCGACGAGUUGGGCGAGUACCCGGUGUUCCUCGACACCGUCGUGGAUAUGGUAGCCCAUUUCGAUCGUCUCGACCCGUCGCUUCGAGCCGCCGCCUUCGACACUCUCGCCAACAUUGGCUACAGCGACAAGGGGAAGGCCGUCCUCGAGAAGCACACGGGCGCCCCCCAAUGCCAACGCCUCAUCGAGCACUUUGCGGUGGCGGUCAGCAACGGGCCCGUGGAUCUGCGUGUGCGCCAUCUCGAAGCGUGGACCCUUCUCUUUGUGCAACACCCACCAAAAGCCGACGAAGCCGUGGCGAAGCGCUGGUUUGAAUGGCUUGGCCAGCCAUUCGCUCGGCUCUUCUUUGGAUACCUUCAGCAACCGUUCGAGAACAUGAGACGUGCCGCGUUCACGGCCCUCCACGCCCUCAUGGGCUUCGAGUUUGGCAAGGAGACGAUGUUUGAAGUGAAUGGCUUCAUCGAUUGGCUGUGCAACCCGGGCACGGAGACGGUGUGGGAAAUCUGCCAAGAGAAGGACGACCUCGUGCGCGCCCUCAUCCAAUCACCAUCGCCCGCCGUCACCCCGGAGCUGCGCCAAAAGCUUACUCGGUACUUCGUGAAGGAGAAGGCCGAUCCGCAAGUGGCCAUGGCGAACAUC
This is a messenger RNA of Mesorhabditis spiculigera, 1431 nucleotides long. Lineage: Eukaryota; Metazoa; Nematoda; Chromadorea; Rhabditida; Rhabditidae. The record is from the annotation of a GenBank genome assembly.